AUGAUAACAUGUAUGAAAGUUGAUAAGAAAGACAAAGGAAGUGAUUUUGAACCUAAGAGUAAAAAGAAUUCUCUCUAUCCUAAACUGACAGGGUGCGGGCAGAGCUCUCUGGUUGAUGACGCUUCCUGGUCCCUCCCUCGAAGACGACCCCCUCCAGAUGCAAUGGCUCCGCCUUCGGUUCCUCCUCCAUACAACGCCUCAUCUGCCACGUCAUCACCGAUGUCAUCCACAUCCUCUUUCAUGAACACUCCCUCCCCAGGCUCCAGUGUCCUCACCUCCUCCUCCCUCUCCCCUCCAAUUGCAGCACGCACCAGACAACAAUCAGAUUCAGCUCUUACGAUGCCAAUGGUGCAAGUUAUGGGUCCGGAUGGAAAUCCAGGUUUUGUCUACCGCCCAUGGACAACUCAGGACCUGAUUGAUGCAGCAUCACACCUCCCAAAGCCUGCACAAGGUGGCGCUGCCAUGGCACGAGCCUAUGUUCAGUUCAUCAAAGAUUUCACACCAACCUCAGGCGAAAUCCAGAGAGUCAUGAUGAAAUACAUGAAACCAUCUGAUUUCUCCAAGGUGAAAGACAUUUUCCCAAGAGAUGGCGACUUCAGACCACAAACGGUGAAUUGGGACACUAAUGACAAUGCUGAUCUAGCAGACCGACAGUAUCAGGACUUUGUCACACAAUUAGGACUGAAAUUGGUUGAGGUUUCCCCUGCUCACUGUGACCUUGCUAAAGUGAAUGCCUGCUGUCAGAAGGAAGAGGCAUGCAGAGGGGACGCAGGCCAUGGCAAGGAGAGAGAUCAGGUCCAAGAAUGGGACCACCACCAGGUUACGAUGUGUGAUUCCUGUGUGGCACUAAAGGACAUUGGGCAAAGGAUUGCACACAAUUCCGAGGCCGAGGCAGAGGAAGAGGUGCUCCACCUAGAGGCAGAAAUGACCGUUGGCAACAAUCAUCUGACUGAUCUGAGAGACGAGGGAGGGGAGGACCAGAUGCGUGCGUCUCAUAAAAAUUGUGAACCUGUAAUAGUCACUCCUAAGUCUGACUACAGACCAAAACGAGUUCAGUACCCUCUGCGUCCGGAAGCCGUCGACGGCAUUAAACCUGUUUUUAAAUCCUUAUUGGAAGCUGGUGUUAUUAUCCCAUGCAAUGACUCACCUGUCUGCACUCCUAUUUUUCCAGUUCAAAAAGCUAGAGAACCACCAUCUCUACCCGAGUGGCGAUUUGUUCAAGACUUAAAAGCAGUUAAUGCAGCUGUUCAUGCCAGAACACCAAGUGUUCCUAACCCCUACACUUUGCUUUCACAAGUUCCAUCCUUUGCUAAGUGGUUUUCAGUUGUUGAUCUAUCAAAUGCAUUUUUCAGUGUUCCUGUUCACAAGGAUUCUCAGUACUGGUUUGCAUUCCAGUUCAACGGGAAAGGUUAUACUUUCACCCGUUUAUGUCAGGGUUUCACUGAAUCACCAACAAUUUACAAUCAGGCUUUAUGCGAAUCAUUGUUGCCUCUAGCGCUCUCUGAUGGCACUGCCUUACUACAAUAUGUAGACGAUCUUCUGAUCUGCGCUCCAACUGAAAAACAAUGCAUAACUGACACUAUCAAACUGCUCAAACAUCUGGCAGAAGAAGGACACAAAGCCAGCUUAAACAAGCUACAAUUUGUCAGACAAGCUGUGACCUUCCUGGGUCACAUAAUUUCUGGUGAAGGCAAAACUAUGUCUCCAAAACAUAUUGAAGCUAUCCAAAAGAUUCCAAAACCAAUUACCCAAAAACAAAUGCUAUCUUUCCUGGGGAUGUGUUCCUACUGUCGCGCUUUUGUCCCUAAUUUUUCUGAGGUUGAAAGACCCCUCAGGACCUUGUGUCACCAAUCAGGCAUGACCUCUCGCUCACAACUUGAGUGGACACCGGAAGCAGACACUGCAUUCCUGAACUUGAAACUUCAACUUCAGUCUCCUCCCACACUUGGACUUCCUGACCCAACCAAACCAUUCACUCAGACUGUGGAUGAACGUUCGGGUUGCAUGACUUCUGUCCUCCUACAACCUCAUGGUGAUAGGCUCCGUCCUGUGGCAUAUUUCUCGGGUAAACUCGCUCCUGUUGCAGCAGGCAUGCCAAAAUGUCUCAGAGCUGUAGCAGCUGCUGAAAAAGCCCUUUUGGCCUCAAGAGAUAUAGUUGGCUACGCUCUUUUGACUCUUCUUGUGCCACAUGCGGUCUCUUUGAUCCUUUCUGAGCAGAAAACAUCACACCUUUCGGCUGCUAGACACCUUAGGUAUCACACGUGUCUUCUUGACAUGCCUAAUGUCACUCUUAAGAGGUGUACUGUUCUUAACCCUGCUACUCUGCUCCCUCUUCCACAGGAUGGUGAGCCUCAUGAUUGCAUGGCUGAACUUUCAGCAUCUUGUUCUCCAAGACCUGAUCUGACAGAAACGCCCUUGACAAAUCCUGACCUUGUCCUCUAUGUAGAUGGCUCUGCUUCAAGAGACCCAGUUACAGGUCUCUGCCAUGUUGGCUUUGCUGUUUGUUCUGACUAUGACGUGAUGAUGUCAUCAUCUCUUCCACCUCACUUCUCAGCUCAAGCUGCAGAACUUGUGGCCUUAACGACUGCCUGCCAAUUAGCUAAGGGUAGAUCUGUAAAUAUCUACACUGAUUCCAGAUAUGCUUUUGGUGUUGUUCAUGACUUUGGUGCACUUUGGAAACAUAGAGGUUUUCUGAAAUCUGAUGGCAAGCCUGUUUUGCAUCACACACUCAUUGCAGAUCUCUUAGAUGCCAUCCUUCUUCCUUCUGCCAUUUCUGUGUGUAAAUGUGCUGCUCACACUAAUGCCUCUGACCCGAUUUCUACAGGUAACGCUCGAGCGGAUGCAGCUGCACAGGCAGCUUCUCUUCUCCCUUUGUCUAACUCUUCUGUAUCACAUACUUUGGUUUCAGUUUCUUCUGACGUGCCAUCUUCCCUCAGUGCUGUUCAAUCUUUUGCAUCUCCAAAAGAUAAGCAACUUUGGAGAAACGCAGGUGCUUCAUGUCAUGAUGGCAUCUGGAUAGGCCCCGACAACAACCCGUGUUUGCCUUCCCAUUUCUUCCCUCACUAUGCUAAAUUGACGCAUGGGUCUAACCAUGCAUCAAAAGGAGGGAUGCAGCAAAUGAUUAACACAUUUUGGUUCACAAAAGGGUUUUCUGCCUAUGCUCAAAAACACUGCCAAGCCUGUGUUAUCUGUGCUACUCACAAUGUAGGCAGGGCAAUCCAACCUUCCCAACAAGCUGCUCAUCCUCAACCAACUCGACCUUUUGAGCAUGUCAUGAUGGAUUUUGUAGAACUAACUCCAUCAGAAGGAAAGUCUCAUUGUUUAGUGAUGGUAGACAUGUGGAGCAAAUGGGUUGAAGUGUUCCCAGCCUCAAAACAAUCUGCCUCAGUAGUAGCUAAAGCCCUUCUUACUGAAAUCAUUCCCAGAUGGGGAAUUCCAGCUAAAAUCUCCAGUGAUAAUGGCAGCCAUUUUGUUAAUUCAGCUAUCACUGAACUGAGCCUAUACUUAGGUAUUAACCUGAGAACACACUGUGCCUACCACCCAGCUAGUGGAGGUGCAGUAGAGAGGGAGAAUGGAACACUAAAGAACAAGCUGGCCAAGUGUUGUGAAGACACAGGUCUUCCAUGGACAAAAGCACUUCCUCUAGUGCUUAUGUAUAUGAGAAUGCGAAAACGAAACAGAACUAACUUGAGCCCCUUUGAGAUUCUUUUUGCAACUCCUCCUUCUGUAGGUGUGGAAGCUCCCCGAUCUCCACCCCCAUCAACAGCUCUUUGUGAUCACAACACACUAACCUACUGUACCAAUCUAUCCAAACAGCUCUCUGAUGUAAAGAAACAGGUGAUCGCAGCCCUCCCUGUUCCAGCCAGUGGUCCCCUGCACCAGCUCGAACCAGGUGACUUUGUGGUCAUAAAAGACUUCAGGAGGAAGUCGUGGAGGAACAGGAGGUGGCAAGGUCCGUUCCAGAUCCUGCUGACAACCCACACUGCUGUGAAGGUCGCUGAGCGGGCUACCUGGAUCCACGCCAGCCACUGUAGAAAGGUUCCAGCACCCCCUGCUGGUGCUCCUGGAAAACUACAAACUCCAGAGGCUGCUAAGUAAGACUUUGCGUUCGUAACAGGCACGCAGGCGACCAAGGGUCCGAAGAAAGAAGACAACAAGUGGCGUGCAGACGUAGUUUCUGUGUCACCUUCGUGGGCGCAAGAAGACCUACACCACACCACACCACACCCUACACGUGUUACACCAUUUCACUGUCUUUAUUUUUCACACAGUGACUCUCCCCUUACAAGUCUGUAUAUUUUUAUGUGCGGUUUUUAUCUAGUUUCUGUAAUUGUUAUAUUUGUUACGUUGUUGUUCGCACUACUCCCUUACCUCCUUGAUACAUAGGCCAUGGACCGUAACAGACCCUGGCAUCCGUUCAGACACCCAGGCCUGUGUGGUAUACGAGGCACUAUGUGUUGUUUCCUGUUUUUAACCUUGAUCAUUGUCCUUCCGAUUCUGUUUUUUCUGAGACCACAGCUCAUUCACCACUCACUUGACGCUAACACGAGUGAUACCAACCAGCUGGUUCACCGUUUUAAACGCACGCUCCUGACAAAUGACAGUCUCCAUGACCAUACGCAGAAUGUCUGGUACCAAACCAUGUUUUUCUUUGCUAAACAACAGACCACUUCCCCUUGUUAUGUUUGUUCCUUGAUACCUCGCACUACCACUGGUUCAGUCCCUGUUGUUCCUAGACCCCUCAAUGCGACUGAGACUCUUUCUGUGUUGGUAGCCAUGACAACAACUGCCACUGACACUGUUGACGAUUCGUGGAUAACAGUUAACAUGACUAGGCGACUGGCAAUGAUUAAUGAAACCUUAGUAGACUAUACGGGUUUGAAGUGGCGUUUUAAUCCUUCUUCUUUGCCACUUGGUAGUAGACAAACUCGCCUCUCCGCACCACUU
Solea senegalensis (Senegalese sole) is the source of this 4947-nucleotide messenger RNA. Its product is annotated as protein NYNRIN-like. The record is from RefSeq and is a predicted model, not a curated record. Gene Ontology annotation, biological process: DNA integration. NCBI's taxonomy places the organism in Eukaryota, Metazoa, Chordata, Actinopteri, Pleuronectiformes, Soleidae. Bases 1 to 4098 code for a protein of 1365 amino acids. Gene Ontology annotation, molecular function: RNA-DNA hybrid ribonuclease activity; nucleic acid binding. The transcript has 2 exons.